AUGGACCGAACAGUCUUACCUGUGCCAAAACAGAUAUGCCAUGAUCACUACUUCAGUGCACUUGAUGUGUGUGUUCUUUCCGUUGUGUGGGUGGGUUUGCAGCUUCAGUCCAACGACAAAGCUGUUCCCCGUUGCUGUCCUCAAGUAUCGGAAUUCCUGGAUGCGUAA
This is a messenger RNA of Chondrus crispus (carragheen), 168 nucleotides long. RefSeq lists its product as hypothetical. NCBI's taxonomy places the organism in Eukaryota, Rhodophyta, Florideophyceae, Gigartinales, Gigartinaceae. The transcript has a single exon. The record is from RefSeq and is a predicted model, not a curated record. Bases 1 to 168 code for a protein of 55 amino acids.